GCCGACUCGGGGUCGGGGCCAGCCGGAUAGGAGCGGAGGUCCAGAGGCCAGUCUGGACCCGAGCGGGGGGCCAUGGAGAAAGCGGCCCGAGGCGCUCUUCACACCAACUAGCUCGGGCCCGUUGCGGCUACAGGCGCCAUGGAUCGAGCCCCCACAGACCAGAAUGUCAAGCUGUCAGCUGAGGUAGAGCCAUUUAUUCCUCAGAAGAAGAAUCCUGAUACCUUUAUGAUCCCUAUGGCUCUCCCAAAUGAUAAUGGAAGUGUUUCUGGUAUAGAACCAACUCCAAUUCCCAGCUACCUGAUUACUUGUUAUCCAUUUGUGCAAGAAAACCAGUCUAAUAGUGAGGAAAGGCUCUAUGCUUCAGCUACCCACUCCCUAGGACUCUUCAUUCAUCAGCAGCAGCCUUUGGUGAGGAAGCUACUGGGACAGGAAGAAUCUUGCUGUGAGGAAGCUGCUGGGACAGGAAGAAUCUUGCUGGUGCUUUAUAGAAACCACACUAGAAGAAGUGUUGCUGGGCAUAAGAUACAAUUUCCUUUAUAUAACAGUGAUAUACGAUGGCAACAGCCCAAUCCAAACCCUACUGGAGGACCAUACCUUGCCUACCCCAUUAUAUCUGCUCAGCCACCUGUUUCUACAGAGUAUACAUAUUAUCAGCUGAUGCCAGCACCAUGUGCCCAAGUUAUGGGUUUCUAUCAUCCUUUUCCUACACCUUACUCCAAUACGUUCCAGGCUGCAAAUACUGUAAGUGCUAUAACCACAGAAUGCACGGAACGUCCAAAUCAGCUUGGACAGGUCUUCCCAUUGUCCAGUCAUCGAAGCAGAAAUGGUAACAGAGGGUCAGUGGUACCAAAACUUAUACAACAGCAUAUAAAAAGCAAAAAGCCACUGGUGAAAAAUGUAGCUACUCAGAAAGAAACAAAUGCAGCAGGUCCUGAUAAUCGAUCAAAGAUUGUGCUCCUGGUAGAUGCUUCUCAGCAAACUGAUUUCCCAUCAGAUAUUGCUAACAAGUCUCUCUCAGAGAGUACUGCCACAAUGCUCUGGAAGUCCAAAGGCAGAAGGAGAAGAGCAUCCCACCCCACUGCUGAAUCCUCUAGUGAGCAGGGAGCAAGUGAAGCCGACAUUGACAGUGACAGUGGUUAUUGCAGUCCCAAACACAGCAACAACCAGCCCACAGUGGGGGCUUUGAGAAAUCCUGACUCUGGGACCAUGAACCAUGUGGAAUCAUCUGUAUGUGCAGGUGGUAUAAAUUGGUCCAAUGUAACUUGCCAGGCAACUCAGAAAAAACCUUGGAUGGAAAAAACCCAAACAUUUUCUAGAGGUGGAAGGCAAAUUGAACAAAGAAAUAAUUCACAGGUUGGAUUCAGAUGCCGAGGACACAGUACUUCCUCUGAAAGAAGACAGAAUUUGCAAAAGAGACAAGAUAAUAAACAUUUAAACCCUAGUCAAUCCCAUAGAAGUGACACAAAUUCUGAGUCUUUAUAUUUUGAGGAUGAAGAUGGGUUUCAAGAACUAAAAGAAAAUGGAAAUGUUAAGGAUGACAAUAUUCAACAGAAACUUUCUUCAAAAGUAUUGGAUGAUUUACCUGAAAACUCCCCAAUCAAUAUAGUUCAGACUCCAAUUCCCAUUACCACCUCAGUCCCUAAACGUGCAAAAAGUCAGAAGAAGAAAGCUUUAGCAGCAGCCCUUGCCACAGCUCAAGAAUAUUCAGAAAUAAGUAUGGAGCAAAAAAAGUUACAGGAAGCUUUAUCAAAGGCAGCUGGAAAAAAGAAUAAAACACCUGUACAGCUAGAUUUGGGGGAUAUGUUAGCUGCUCUGGAAAAACAACAACAAGCAAUGAAAGCACGUCAAAUUACUAAUACCAGACCUCUUUCAUAUACAGUGGUUACUGCAGCAUCUUUUCACACUAAAGACUCUACUAACAGAAAACCUUUAACCAAAAGUCAGCCUUGUUUGACAACUUUUAAUUCUUUGGACAUUACUUCCUCUAAAGCAAAAAAAGGAAAAGAGAAGGAAAUCGCAAAACUAAAACGACCCACAGCACUUAAAAAGGUUAUCUUGAAAGAAAGAGAGGAAAAGAAGGGGCGUUUAACUGUGGACCACAGUCUUUUGGGAUCUGAGGAACCAACCGAAAUGCACUUAGAUUUUAAUGAUGAUUUGCCGCAGGAGAUUGUUUCCCAGGAAGAUACUGGACUGAGCAUGCCCAGUGAUACUUCACUCUCUCCAGCAAGUCAGAACUCUCCGUACUGUAUGACACCUGUGUCACAAGGUUCUCCUGCUAGUUCUGGGAUAGGCAGUCCAAUGGCAUCUUCAACAAUAACCAAAAUUCACAGCAAAAGAUUUAGAGAGUAUUGUAAUCAAGUUCUUUGUAAAGAGAUUGAUGAAUGUGUGACUCUUCUUCUCCAAGAGCUUGUAAGUUUCCAGGAACGCAUCUACCAAAAGGAUCCUGUGCGAGCAAAAGCGAGGAGACGACUGGUUAUGGGCCUAAGGGAGGUUACCAAACAUAUGAAGUUAAACAAGAUCAAGUGUGUUAUCAUUUCUCCAAACUGUGAAAAAAUCCAGUCAAAAGGUGGCCUAGAUGAGGCUCUGUAUAAUGUUAUAGCCAUGGCACGGGAACAAGAAAUUCCUUUUGUGUUUGCCCUUGGAAGAAAAGCUUUAGGACGUUGUGUGAACAAGCUGGUUCCUGUUAGUGUAGUGGGAAUCUUCAACUACUUUGGUGCUGAGAGCUUGUUUAAUAAGUUAGUAGAACUCACUGAGGAAGCCAGGAAAGCAUAUAAAGAUAUGGUUGCAGCAAUGGAACAAGAGCAGGCUGAGGAAGCCUUAAAGAAUGUGAAAAAGGUACCACACCACAUGGGGCAUUCUCGGAAUCCCUCUGCAGCAAGCGCAAUUUCUUUCUGCAGUGUUAUUUCUGAACCCAUCUCUGAAGUAAAUGAAAAGGAAUAUGAAACAAAUUGGAGAAACAUGGUGGAAACUUCAGAUGGACUGGAAACAUCAGAAAACGAGAGAGAGGUUUCUUGUAAGCACAGCACUUCUGAAAAACCCAGUAAACUUUCAUUGGAUACAACCCCUGUUGGUAAGCAGCCACCGUUAUUGGCUACGGGCAGUACUACCUCAGCUAUAAACCCUGGGAAAUCCACAGCAAGCGAUAAAGAGGAAGUGAAGCCAGACGACCUGGAAUGGGCCUCACAGCAGAGUACAGAGACUGGCUCUUUGGAUGGCAGUUGUCGAGAUCUUUUGAAUUCCUCCAUCACUAGCACCACCAGCACUCUUGUACCUGGCAUGCUUGAAGAAGAGGAUGAUGAAGAGGAGGAAGAGGAGGAAGAUUAUACUCAUGAACCCAUAUCUGUAGAAGUGCAGCUCAAUAGUAGAAUUGAGUCUUGGGUCUCAGAGACCCAGAGAACUAUGGAAACCCUUCAGCUUGGAAAAACCCUUAAUGGUUCUGAGGAUGACAAUGUGGAGCAAAGUGGAGAAGAGGAAGCAGAGGUGCCUGAGGUGCUGGAACCUGGGAUGGACAGUGAGGCAUGGACUACUGACCAAAAAGCCAGUCCUGAGCAGCAGAAGUCCAGCAACUGCAACUCAGUGAACAAAGAGCACUCUGAUUCUAAUUAUACACCCCAAAAUAUAUAACUCAGGAAGUGUCAGCUGUCUGUCUCUAACUGUGUAAGGGUUGCGCCAUUACCUUUUAUGCUUCAUCUCAACAUUUUGCACUGUCUUGUAUUUAAUAUAUGUAUUUAAUUCAUGACAAA
Galeopterus variegatus (Sunda flying lemur) is the source of this 3743-nucleotide messenger RNA. It is a transcript of the gene SECISBP2L, whose product is annotated as SECIS binding protein 2-like. Gene Ontology annotation, biological process: selenocysteine incorporation. Gene Ontology annotation, cellular component: ribonucleoprotein complex. NCBI's taxonomy places the organism in Eukaryota, Metazoa, Chordata, Mammalia, Dermoptera, Cynocephalidae. Gene Ontology annotation, molecular function: mRNA 3'-UTR binding; selenocysteine insertion sequence binding; ribonucleoprotein complex binding. The transcript is spliced from 19 exons. The record is from RefSeq and is a predicted model, not a curated record. Bases 139 to 3624 code for a protein of 1161 amino acids.